This is a messenger RNA of Lodderomyces theae, 3075 nucleotides long. RefSeq names its product ssDNA endodeoxyribonuclease (gene RAD1). Gene Ontology annotation, molecular function: single-stranded DNA endonuclease activity; damaged DNA binding; single-stranded DNA binding. The record is from RefSeq and is a predicted model, not a curated record. NCBI's taxonomy places the organism in Eukaryota, Fungi, Ascomycota, Pichiomycetes, Serinales, Debaryomycetaceae. The transcript has a single exon. Gene Ontology annotation, cellular component: nucleotide-excision repair factor 1 complex. Gene Ontology annotation, biological process: double-strand break repair via single-strand annealing, removal of nonhomologous ends; resolution of meiotic recombination intermediates; nucleotide-excision repair involved in interstrand cross-link repair. The coding region runs from base 1 to 3075 and encodes 1024 amino acids.
AUGUCAUCGUUGUUUGUACAGGAUGAAGAUGGUUUAGAGGAGCAACAAUCCGAGCUACUUCAUCAACAGAACCAAGAAGUUAUAUCAUUAGAGCCACAACCUACAGGCUCACAAUCGCAAUCGCAGUCCUUUGCGCCGCGCGUCAACCCAUCCAUUCCAGUUGUAUACCAUGAUGAGGCCACAAUCCCAGUUUAUCCUCACCGCGAAGUAAACUGUUCUUUGCUGUUAAAGUAUCAGCAAGAGAUUCUUGAAGAGAUGUUGGUCAAAGAUGCGUUAUUAAUUUUAGGACGAGGCUUGGGGUGGGAAUCCAUAACUGCAAAUCUAUUAUACUCCCUAAGUUCUCCGUUUAUACAAUUGAGUAAAGCGCAAAAGAAAAGAAGUUUGGUCUUCUUGUUGAACGCGAGGGAUCCUGAAAUCAUUCGAUUGAGUGAGGAGUUGGAUAACUUGAGUUGGAUCAAUGAAGACAAUGGCAAUAGAUUUGUGAGUGUUUCAGGUGAAUCGCAAUCGUCAAAAAGAAAGUUGAUAUAUUCAGAAGGCGGGAUAAUUUCGAUCACACCCCGUGUGUUGGUGGUUGAUAUAUUGUCUGGCGUGUUGGAUGUUAACGACAUAACCGGCUUAUUUGUCUUGCAUGCUGAGAGAUUAAAGGAAACGUCCAAUGAUGCCUUUAUUAUUAGCUUGUUUCGAGAUAAAAAUGAUUGGGGAUUCAUCAAAGCAUUCUCGGAUGAACCUGAAUCUUUUACUGGUUUUACUCCACUAGCGACAAAGUUGAAGGUAUUACGAGUUCUGAAUGUAAGUCUUUGGCCACGAUUCCAUGUCACUGUUACUCAAUCAUUUCAAUACCAUAAGAAAAGGGAUAGCAAACGAUUUGUUACUGAAAUCAACACUCAAAUGUCCUACAAAAUGAACAAGAUACAAACCGCAUUACUAUCAUGUAUUCAAGCGUGUUUGGGAGAGUUGAAGCGACACAAUCCUACUUUGGUGUCAGAAUAUUGGGAUAUGGAAAAUAUACAUGACCCGAAUUUUGUGCGUGUGAUUCGAAUGUCGUUGGAUCCUCAAUGGCACCGUUUGACGUAUACCACAAAGCAAUUGUUAAAUGAUUUAGCGAUAUUGCUCGAGUUGUUGGAAAGUUUAGUGGCGUUAGAUUCAGUCACGUUUUAUCAAAUAGUGAAGAAUGUAGUGGACGUGAAUCUAAGACAGACGGUGGAGGGCAUGAAUAGGUCCAUGAGUCCUUGGUUGAACCUCGAUGAAUCGCAGACAGUUAUACAAUACGCCAAAGAAAGAGCAUUGGGUAAGCACAAUGGAGAGUAUAUUUUGGAAGAGUUGCCAAAGUGGAACCAAUUGGGGGUGCUAAUUGGUGAUAUAUUGAAUGAAACGUCGCAGAACAAAGUGCAGGGAAGUGGGAGGAUUUUGAUUAUGUGUUCAAGCAGGAAUGUUGCCAAUCAGUUGAAUCGCGUCUUGACAACAAUGAAAAGAAAGAAGGCUGGGUCUAAUGCAUAUUUUUCAUGUCGGUCAUACAUGAUGGGUAAACUUCGCAAUUACCUACAGUACAAGGAGGUAAGCACCUUGGUGAAGCAGAUCUCCAAGGAUUUGGAACGUGCAGGAGAAGAGAAUGAGAAAGCUUCUGGAGACACAGAAGUAACUGUUUCCAAAACGUUUUCCCGAAAUGGGCAACCUGUUAGUAAAAGAAGGCGAACCCGGGGAGCAAGUGUGGUUGCACGUGUGCAUCAAUUGCAUACUGGGAAGAAUGGUGGGAAUGACGAAAAUGACGAUGAGCAGGAAGAGAAGAAUAUUAUUGAUUUGUUGGCUGAGGAGGGGGAAGGGGAGUUGGAAGAGGAAGAGAUUGAGGCUGGUUAUAGUUCAGCUGGUGGGUUCAUUCCAUCUAAGCAGCAAACUUUUGAACCGAUUGAUACUAGUGACCAAAUCAUAGUGCAAGUGUAUAAUGACAAGCAUGAUGCUUCGUUUUUGGAAGAGUUAUCUCCGUCACAUAUCAUUAUGUUCGAACCCGAUUUGUCAUUUAUUCGAAGAAUUGAGAUCUAUCAAGCAAUCAACCAUGAAAACCCGGCCAAGGUGUAUUUCAUGUAUUAUGGAAACUCUGUCGAGGAGCAGAAGCAUUUGUUGCGUAUUAAAAAGGAGAAGGAUGCAUUCACCAAGUUGAUUAGAGAAAAAGCCAACUUGGGUAAACAUUUUGAAACUGCUGAAGACAAUAUCAAAUUUCAAACACAUAAAUCACAAGUUGUCAACACAAGAAUUGCAGGUGGAGCUAGGUUCCGUACCGAGCAUGAUGAGAUGAGGGUUGUUGUUGAUGUUCGAGAGUUUGGCUCGUCGUUGCCCAAUCUAUUGUACAAGAUAGGUAUUCAAGUUGUUCCAUGUAUGAUUACAGUCGGUGAUUAUAUUGUGUCGCCACAAAUUUGUAUUGAGCGGAAAUCGAUUCCAGAUCUAAUUGGAAGUUUCAAAAGUGGUCGACUUUAUCAUCAAUGUGAACAAAUGUUUAAGCACUAUGACUUACCAGUUUUGUUGAUUGAAUUUGAUGAAAACAAGUCGUUUUCAUUGGAGACAUUUACUGAGUCGAAAUUUAUCAAGACCAGGGCGAGUCUCAAUAAAUCAACAAUGGCGUCUGCUUCGUUGGACAGUAAAUUGCGUCAUUCACUACAAUCACAAAUACUAUCCUUGCUAUAUUCGUUUCCAAAAUUGAAAAUCAUCUGGUCUUCGUCGCCGUAUGAAACAGCGCAAAUAUUUCUUGAAUUGAAAGCAAACCAAGAUGAACCAGAUGUUGGAAUGGCAUUGGACAAAGGUGUCAACAAGAAUUUGCUUGUUGAAGGAGGAGUUGGUGUCAAUAGUGACAUUGAUGCUGUUGGUGGUGUAGGUGGUGGUGGUGUCGGCCCUGCUGUGCUCAAUGACGACCCUAUUGAUUUUCUUCGGAGUGUUCCUGGAAUCAACAACCUGAACAUGUAUAAGAUUGUACGACGGGUAGAAAAUAUUGCGGAAUUGGUCAAGUUGAGUCAAGAUGAGUUGAUUGAUUUGAUUGGAGCUGAAAAUGGGCGCAAAGCGUAUAACUUCUUCAACCGGACAGUGUAG